UCUCCCCCCAGUGACCUCCAGCACCAUGCCCCCCAGGAAGAGGACCAGGCCCGGCCUGGGCUUCCUCUGCUGCUUCGGCAGCACCGAGCCCCCGGAGAUCAACCUGAAGGACAGCGUGCCGCUCCAGCUGCUGGAGUUCAGCGCCCCCAUGCCCCCGGCCGACGAGCUCAACGCCCGCUUCUCCGAACUGGUGGACGAACUGGACCUGACGGACAAGAACAGGGAGGCCAUGUUUGCACUGCCAGUGGAGAAGAAAUGGCAAAUCUACUGCAGCAAGAAGAAGGAACAAGAGGACCCCAACAAGCUGGCCACCAGCUGGCCCGACUACUACAUCGACCGCAUCAACUCCAUGGCUGCCAUGCAGACCCUGUUUGCAUUCGAUGAGGAGGAGAUGGAGAUAAGGAACAAGGUGGUGGAGGAUUUGAAGACGGCCCUUCGCACUCAACCGAUGAGGUUCGUCACGCGCUUCAUCGAGCUGGACGGCCUCACCUGCCUGCUGAACUUCCUGCGCAGCAUGGACUACGAGACGUCGGAGAGCCGCGUGCACACCUCGGUGAUCGGCUGCAUCAAGGCGCUGAUGAACAACUCGCAGGGGCGCGCCCACGUGCUGGCGCACCCCCAGAGCAUCAACACCAUCUCCCAGAGCCUGCGCACGGCCAACAUCAAGACCAAGGUGGCGGUGCUGGAGAUCCUGGGCGCCGUGUGCCUGGUGCCCGACGGCCACAAGAAGGUGCUGCAGGCCAUGGCGCACUACCAGAAGUACGCCGCCGAGAGGACACGCUUCCAGACGCUGCUGAACGAGUUGGACAAGAGCACGGGUCGCUACAAGGACGAGGUGAACCUGAAGACGGCCAUCAUGUCCUUCAUCAACGCCGUGCUGAACGCCGGAGCGGGAGAGGACAACCUGGAGUUUCGUCUGCAUCUGCGGUACGAGUUCCUCAUGUUGGGCAUCCAGCCCGUCAUCGACAAGCUCCGGGGCCACGACAACGCCACCCUGGACAGACACUUGGACUUCUUUGAGAUGGUGCGUAACGAAGACGACUCUGAACUGGCCAAACGUUUCGAUCUGACCCACGUGGACACAAAGAGUGCGGGCGCCAUGUUUGAGCUGAUCAAGAAAAAGCUGAACCACACAGAGGCCUACCCAUACCUCAUCUCCAUACUCCAACACUGCCUGCAGAUGCCCUAUAAGCGAGGCGGAGGCAGCCUGCAGCACUGGCAGCUCCUGGACCGUAUCCUCCAGCAGAUCGUCUUACAGGACGACAAGGGAGAGGACCCCGACGCCGCGCCGCUGGAGAACUUCAGCGUCAAAAACAUCAUCCGCAUGCUGGUCAACGAGAAUGAGGUGAAGCAGUGGCGAGAGCAGGCGGAGAAAUUCAGGAAAGAUCACGCAGAGCUGAUGGCUAAACUGGAGCGCAAGGAGCGGGAGUGCGAGACCAAGACCUCGGAGAAGGAGGACAUGAUGAAGACCCUCAACAAGAUGAAGGACAAGCUGCAGCGCGAGGGCGAGGAGCUGCGCUCGGCCCGCGAGCACGUCCAGGACCUGUCGUCGCGGAUCCACGACUUUGCAGGAGGGAACGUGGCGUUCCCGGCCACUCCCGCCCCUCCCGGGGCCCCCGUGGCUCCGCCUCCGCCCCCCAUGAUGGGCGGCUUCCCUCCGCCGCCUCCUCCUCCUCUGCUCCCCUUCGGCUGCCCGCCUCCCCCGCCGCCACCUCCUCCCGGAGGACCGCCCCUGCCGCCCGGAGCCCCGCCUCUCUUUGGAGCCCCGCCCCCUCCGGCUCCGCCCUCCUUCGGCUUGACGAGCAGCCAGCGCUCCAAGUCCAUCCCCCAGCCCUCCCAUCCCCUCAAGUCCUUCAACUGGGCCAAGCUGGGAGAGAACAAGAUCACGGGUACCAUCUGGCACGACAUCGAUGACCUGCGGGCUUUCCAGAUCCUGGACCUCAAGGACAUUGAGAAGAUGUUCUCAGCGUACCAGAGACAGCAGGAGCUGCUCACUAACCAAUCCUUCAAACAAAAAGAAACGGGUUCGAUGGACGACCUGUACGUGAGCACGAGGAAGGUCAAAGAGCUGUCGGUCAUCGAUGGCCGUCGCGCACAGAACUGCGUCAUCCUGCUCUCAAAGUUAAAAAUGAGCAAUGAAGAGAUCAGGAGGGCCAUCCUGGAGAUGGACGAGAGGGAGGAGCUAGCCAAAGACAUGCUGGAGCAGUUGUUGAAGUUCAUCCCAGAGAAGAGUGACAUCGACCUGCUGGAGGAACACAAACACGAGCUGGAGCGCAUGGCCCGCGCCGACCGCUUCCUCUACGAGAUGAGCCGGAUUGACCACUACCAGCAGAGAAUGCAGGCGCUGUUCUUCAAAAAGAAGUUUGCGGAGAGACUGGCAGAAACCAAGCCCAAGGUUGAAGCCAUCCUCAGCGCCUCCAAGGAGGUGGUGCGGAGCCAGCGCCUCACCCAGGUCCUGGAGGUGGUGCUGGCCUUCGGCAACUUCAUGAACAAGGGCCAGCGCGGCAACGCCUACGGCUUCAAGGUGUCCAGCCUCAACAAGAUCGCCGACACCAAGUCCAGCAUAGACCGAAACAUCACCAUGCUGCACUACCUGAUCAUGAUCUUCGAGAAGAACUACCCCGACACGCUGCAAAUCCAGCAGGAACUGGGCAGUAUACAGGAGGCGGCCAAAGUCAAUAUGGCAGAGCUGGAGAAGGAGGUGCACAACAUCAAGACUGGACUGAGGGCUCUGGAGGCGGAGUUGCAGUACCAGCAGAGCAGGACGCAGGAGCGGGGCGACAAGUUUGUGGCCGUGAUCGGGGACUUCAUCACCGUUGCGGGCUUCAGCUUCUCUGAACUGGAGGACCAGCUGAGUGAGGCCAAGGACAAGUACAACAAGUCCCUGAAGCACUUUGGAGAGGAGGAGGGCCGCAUGCAGCCUGACGAGUUCUUCGGCAUCUUCGACACCUUCCUGCAGUCGUUUGGCGAGGCGCGGCUGGACCUGGAGAACAUGCAGCGGCGCAAGGACGAGGAGGAGAGGAGGGCACGCAUGGAGGCCAUGCUGAAGGAGCAGAGGGAGCGCGAGCGGCGGUCCAAGAAGGGCGGCGGCUCCGAGGAGGUGGGCGGGGAGUUUGACGACCUGGUGUCGGCGCUCCGCUCGGGCGAGGUCUUCGACAAAGACCUGAACAAGUUCAAGCGCAACCGCAAACGCUCGGUCAACAGCCUGGCGGAGGGCGCCGGGCGGGAGCGGCCCGUGGCCAAGGUCACCUACUAACUAGACCGGGGUCCUGACACACACCUGGCUCCAAAUGGACGGCGCGAGUCGGCCGCGGCUUGGCGGUCCGGCAGGCGCGCGCACUCACGCAGCUACACCUUGCUUAUUACUUAUUAGUAUUACGUUAAGUCUGGCUCCUCCAGGCCAUCGAUGAAGUUUGAAGAGGACCUAUGUUGAAAAACACGGGCUGCACUCGGGCCCGUGUUGCGGUGUGGGGGUGUGUGUGUGUGUGUGUGUGUGUGUGUGUGUGUGUGUGUGUGGGCGUGUCUUGCCAUGGCGAUUGAAGGACGUCAAACUCCGAACUCGAGUUGAGCGUCUCUCCCACACCGUACUUCCACCUGAACUCCCCUCUGAGAUACAUUAAGGUGGACCACUGUGAUGACGUUAGCCCCCCCCCCCCCCCCUCCAUGUGUUCUGCGUUUGCCAUGACCACACUAUGCCCCACACCACCACCACCUUAACGGAAUUUGACCUUAUGUCUCCGUGCUCUCCUGGCAACUACCCACUAGUCCCACAGUGAGACAUCAGCAGUAGAUCUGCCUGCCCCCUUAUAGGGGACCCCCUGUUCGUCGCUAGAAACACACAGGAAGUCGGGCACCCGCCGCCAAAAGUCGAGACGAGCUUGCGUCGGACGGGACGAGCUUGCGUCGGACGGGACGAGCUUGCGUCGGACGGGACGAGCUCGGAUCGGACGGGACAAGCUCGGACAGGACGAGCUCGGAUCGGACGAGCCAGACGGCCGCUCCCGCUUCGUUGCAGAACUGUCUAAUCGGGACAUUUCGGUGUGGUACAACGUCCUGUUGAUGUUAAUUUUUGUUUGCCAACGUUUGCUUCGUCCUCUGUCCCAUGCCAUGUCACCCUUUGACCGAAGGUUCCUAGACACCAACCGCUAGUCCACUGGAACCUCAACGGCCAGCAAUGAGACAAAUGAUGGCAAAUCUUCACCAUUACAGAUGUAUGUAUGUGUGUGAGCUGCUCUUAUAGCGGGAGUGUGUGAGCAAAAUACAUGGGGCAGAUUUGGGGAUAUUGGUUGUCCUACCUGAGAGGGUGCUCCAGCACACAGCAUUCCCAGUUAGGGGGAGUAAGGAAGGAAUGACGGACGGACGGACAGUCGGAAAGAUGGACAGUUGAGGACGAGGAAGCUUUUUUUCUUCUGGCAGACGGCUCCUGAGGACAUGGCACGGAAAACCUAUUUUCAGCGUGUGCUGGGUUCACUGUGUAAAGAGGGCAGGGGCCAGGCCUCUGUUGGGGUAUUUCUGCAAUUGUUACCAGAAGAGAAAUAUUGCGUUGGCAUUACCGAGUGCCAAAGAGUGGAAAAUUGUAUAUGUACUAUUAAUGCAAGAUAUACUGCAAUUAGGAGUAUAUAUAUUUAGAUUCAGACAAGCUAAUUGCAAAGAUGUCGUUUUUUUAUGUUUUCAUUGCAUUAUUUGGUCUUUGUAUACACAUUUGAGGUUAUGUCUUCACAUUGCAAAACGGACUGCUAUUGAAAUGUCCUUACCUUUUGUACUUUUUUUGUUACUUACAAUUCUUAGGACAUCUGCUUUUCCUUUCCCCACAUUUGCACUUUCCUUUCCAAGGGAGAAUUGUGCCCUUUAGUACCAACUACAUCUUAACCACACUAUGCUCUUCUUUAAAACACACUUUGAAGUUCUGCAUGGGGGGGAGGGGGGAUACAUAUUAGCCUGUUUGUGUUGAAAUCAUGUUGAAUGUCAGUUCAAAUAUUAAUAAGCACAGGAUGAACACGAACGAUGCAAAGAGAAACAUUUGUUUAUCCAAAUAGUAAAAGGAUUGAAAUUAUGGACAGGCUUGUGUUGACGUUGCCAAAAUCAGACCUUGGACACAAGCUGUCUCUGAAAAGAUUGACCGUGUCUGAUGAUGGAUUGGAUGAAAAUACUGGUGUUUUGAGAGAUUUGUACUAAAACCCUGAGCAAAACCAUGAGAAUGCUCUGGCGGGCCUGUACCUGGGUUCAAACACAAUGCGCCUGGAGAGAAAAUGAUCUGAACUUCCUGUUUACAUUUGACACCCUUCACCAAGUCUGUAGACGAGAUGGAAGCCCUCUGUAGCCUAGGUCCACUUGUAUUCGAAGGCAGUUUGAAAUUUAUAUUUUCUGGGCUACAAGUAAGUCGACUGAAGGGAGAUGCAAGGCCAAAUGUAUGUUUGUUGCUAUUUAAUGGAAAGGUCUGGAUUGUGUUUGCUUUUGGUACAUAGUCGUGUGUGUGUGUGUGUGUGUGUGUGUGUGUGUGUGUGUGUGUGUGUGUGUGUGUGUGUGUGUGUGUGUGUGUGUGUGUGUGUGUGUGUGUGUGUGUGUGUGUGUGUGUGUGCAAGAUGUCUAUGCAAACAUAGUUGUGUUAGACGAGCAAAUGAAAAAUAACUCUCAAAAUCCUGUUUUAGGCUAAGACAAAUCAAGGAACUUAAAGAACACUCCCGUUACAAGGGGUGAUCAAAUAAACCUGUUUCUCCGCAUUAAUUUACACUGUCGUUAAAUGCACCCUAUUAUUUUGUCAAUUUAAUCGUUGAUUUGAUUCUCAAUAGCUAAAAUGCUGGAAACACAAAUAGGUCUCGAAGGAUAGCACUUGAAUCCUAAGCCACUUGACACAGUGUAAAAAGACCCAAGGGAGCCAACCUAAUAAGUCUAUUAAAACACAAGAUGGCCAACCUAAGACUUCAAUAAAAAGAACACAAGGUAGCCAACCUAAGACGUCUAUUAAAAUACAAGGUAGCCAACCUAAGACGUCUAUUAGAACACAAGGUAGCCAACCUAGGAUUUCUAAUAAAAACACAAGGCUAAUGGCCUCAAACCCCUCUAAUGUGUGUUUUUCAUCUUUUAUGCCAUAGAAUAUUAAUAAGACAAAACCAGGUCAAUUUCGCAAAGUUAUUGCCUCAUUUCUCUGGUAAACAUAAAGAGGCCCUCUUCGGUUCAAAAGCUUUCAUCUGAGAUCUAAAAAAUAAGUAAGCGUGUGUGGCGCCGGUGUCUCCCCCUUUGCUACAGUUAAUGAAACCAAAAGUAACUCCCAGAUAUUGACUUCAGUUCUCAGAUUAUUAGAAUGUUCCUCAAACAGAGCUUUAACCCAUAUUGUACAUGAGACCAUUUACCGACGGGAAUGGCAACUUGGUCAGUAUUAAUCAUAUUGUUACCUGUUUUAGAGUGAGGAUGUGUUGACUGGCUUAGGAGUUUAAAAUAUAGCAAAAAAAAAAAGAACUUGAUUCAAUACAGUUUUUUUCAGAAUGGUACACUUCCAUUCACGACGAUCAUUUCAUAAUCUUAUCUUCCACCCUUCCUUACAAGAAAAAAUAGAUCUAAAGAAAAAUUGUGUAUGUACAGAAUAUGUUUAUGAUCUAAUGGUAAUUGAUGAGGUGCAGGUGCACUAUGGAGGGAUGGUAACUUAUGGGUUGUACAAUGGAGUGAUGACAGAAUAAUGGGGUGCAUCCCAGAAAGACAAAAAAGACGAGGUGCUAGUGGGUUUGGAUGUGUGGCGCUUUAGUCAACACAUUGACAUAAGCGACCAGUGGAUAUGUAGGCCAAACGAAAAAAUCUCCUCCAUAUAUGCUAGAGCUUUACAAGAGUGCAUUAGCAUUGUUUUCCAAUCCUAUGGAUUUUUCACCUCCCAGUAUGUGUAAAAUAACAAGGGGGAGAUGACCCCACCAUAAUGCAGUUCCUUAAUUCGCCACUGGGCGUCAGCCUGCAUGCCUCAAACAAGGUGCACCGAGUGGGACCCUUUGACUUCUUAAGACCCUUUUAGUAUGAAAUCGCUUGCAACACUUUUGACUCCACAAUUUGUACUAGCUCCCGAAAGAAAGUAUUUUGCACCCACUUUUUGAAGAUGUAUAAGUGUGGGGAUCUCUAUAUUUUUUUCAUGGUUACAAAGAAGAUUUGAAAACCUCCACCGAAGGAUAUAGUUCUAACAAUGUGCACAUCAUUCUCGAUGUUUGGUUGAGGAAUGUUACGUUUUUGUGUAAAUUGUACCUUAUUUAUUUGCCUUAUUAAGUUUGCUACAUGUUGUAUGUAUACACAGCAUUACAAAUACAAUAAAAUGUUAAUUAAAAAAUGACGAUAUAUGAUUAUACAGUGGUCCAUGUAUAUUGAAUAGCUUUCAGACUUACAAGAAUGAGAAUGUCUUUCCCUUAUUUCAUUUCUAUGAUUUUAUUUAGUUUUCUAUUUUCUUUGCCAUCCCUGUGUCUUUUUGUAGGGUUACAAUAAACCUUUGUUCCUAACAUGGAGGUUCUUCUUUAUUUUAGUUGGGUGCAUUACUACGAAAUGUCCAACAGGGGUCAGAGUUGCAACUAAUUCUGCCUGGUGGAUGCAUUGUUAAACUGCCCAGCAGGAGUCAGAAUAGGAUAUGUAUUUAAUUUCAGAUGAGUCUCAUAAAUUAACAUAUUGUGGAAAAGUUCAUUGCAAUAAUUAUUCAAAGAGUGAAACUCAUUUUAUAUAGAUGCAUUACACCCAAAGUGAAAUAUUUCAAGCCUUUAUUUUUUAUUAAUCUAUAUCAUUAUGGCUUCCAGCUCAUGAAAACCCAACAUUUAGUAUCUCAGAAAAGUUGAAUAUUGUGAAAGAAAAUAAAUUAAUAAAAAGCUCUAAUCAGCUAAUUACCUCAAAAUACCUGCAAAGGUUUACUAAGCCUUUUAAUGGUCUCUACAUCUGGUUCAAUAGGCUACACAUUCAUGGGGAAGACUGCUGACCUGACAGUUUAGCAGAAGACAGUCAUGGACACCCUCCACAAGGAGGAUAAAGGGCCUCUACGAAUUCUGUUUUGUGCUUUUUGUGCGAGAUGACCCAGAAAUACUUUGAAUUUGAAUACUUUGGAAAUUGUUCAAAUUCUUAAAGUGCUUAUGGAAAAGGUGCCUGGAUGCAGCCUUUAACCCAUCUUUAGCAUAGGUUACUGCUGUCCAACCUUUAAAAAAGGAAAGGAGAUGUUUGUAACCCAUAAUCCUUUACGGCGGUAAUAUUUAAAAGGACAGGCCACCGACAAAGUUUACAGACUCUACGCGAAGACGCAUGAGAGACCCAUGAUUGUUGCCAUUUUUUGGUUUGGCCAUGUUUGAUUUAUUUAUUAAUAUGCAAGAUGGCUUUGGCUUAGCCAUUUGAGUUAAUUGUUUGUUUUAUCUGUUUUCAUUUAGUAAAAACAUUCUCCAUUUGACAUGCUGGGGAUGCCGUAUUUGGGUUGAUGAAGCGCACCUGUGUUUCAUCAUAUUUAGGAGAGGAGCCACAGGUGAAUAGGUAGAUGGAAAGCGGUACAGUUUUUUAACCGCCCAGUGACAGCCCCUUUGUUCCAUAUGUUGGAAAAAGAUUUUGUUGAUCCUUCAUGUUUUCUUUUUUCAGUUAAAUAAAUACCGUAAAGCUCACGGAGGAUCCCAGAUUUUUUAUUUUUGGAAUCAAAAGGAGCGAGGGUGUCUAAAAAGCCAAAAUCACGAAAGACAAUGAAUUUUUUGAUUAACCGCAAAAUAAGUCACAACAUUUAGUUAAAAAACAGCAUUGUGGA
This is a messenger RNA of Gadus chalcogrammus (walleye pollock), 8734 nucleotides long. RefSeq names its product dishevelled associated activator of morphogenesis 2 (gene daam2). Bases 26 to 3256 code for a protein of 1076 amino acids. Gene Ontology annotation, molecular function: small GTPase binding; actin binding. NCBI's taxonomy places the organism in Eukaryota, Metazoa, Chordata, Actinopteri, Gadiformes, Gadidae. The transcript has 25 exons. The record is from RefSeq and is a predicted model, not a curated record. Gene Ontology annotation, biological process: regulation of non-canonical Wnt signaling pathway; actin cytoskeleton organization; negative regulation of oligodendrocyte differentiation.